AUGACUUCCUUUCACAGCAGUAACAGCAACGGCAAUCUCCAUCACGGUCUUUCGAAUAGUAGCAGCAGCAACAACAACAUUCACCUGGGGGUGGUAGCAACGUCCCCAUCGUCCGCAGGCGACGGACGCCGACCUUCUUCCACGCGACGCGUCUUUGCCUGGGGGAAUUGGCGAUUUCGAAUCCAACAACUCCGAAUCCUGGAUGCCUGUAUCGACGGAGCCCAGUGGGCGUUGGAAGGUCUCGUGUACCUCAUUGGUCCCUUGCUGAUCGGUUUGGCCUUGGGUAUCGUUUCCUUGUUGAUCUUCGUCUACGUCACAAUCCUUCUACCCAUGCUGCAACUCAAGUACACCGAUACACCCGGAAAAACUGUACUCCUCGCCUUGCACACUGCCUACGUUACCAUCGUUACCGGCAACGUUCUCUACAAUUACGCUCUCUGUGUCGUUACCCGCAACGCGCAUCCGCCAGCCCGGUACGCCGCCGUCGUUCGGGAACUCGCCGCCGUCACCGACUUUUGCUGGCCCGAAACGCCGGCACAAGUCACGGCCUACAAACACGACUUUGAGGACAAAAUGAUCCUCCGCAUCCGACGUCGACAACGUCUGGCGACGUCACCCCCGGCCGACGAAGAUGCGGUUGGGCUUACCCAACGCCGGACAACGACGGCGGUUCCGUCAUCCCCGUCCGUGAACGCUCCAGCAGUGACGCCGGGGUCUUCCGGAUCCAAUCAACCCGUUCGUCAAUGGAUGCUCAUGGGGCCGUUCGAAUGGGGAUUUUGUCCGAAUUCCUACCAACCCAAACCUCCCCGAUCGCAUUACGAUCACGUCACCAAAACACUCGUUCUCAAUCUGGACCACUACUGUCGUCUCUCGACGCUUGCCUUGGUUUUUGCUUUGUUUGUUUUUUCUUUGGUUGUCAACAGCCCGUGGAUGUUCAAUGCGAUCGGCUACUUCAAUUAUCGCUAUUUCGUCAAUUUUAUGAUCUACAUUUUUCUCGGCAUGGUCUACGGAACCGCCCUGACGUUGCAACCCUUCCUCUACCUACACACGGACGAAUUCCGCACACACUCGCGAGAAGAACGAGCCGCACGCGAUCGUCUGCCACGCCCGUAUCCCAUGAUGCCGCACCGGGACGAAAAAAUGCUCGUCUCCCUAGCCUUUAUGCUCUGUCUCGCCGUAGGCAUUGCCGUCGCCAUCCUCGGGGGCUUUCAUGUCUACCUCGUAUUGACGGGACAAACGACGAUUGAAUUCCACGCCAACUGGGCCGCACAACGGCGAGCCCGCAAGGAGGGUGUACGGAACCACGCAUUGGUGGCUCGCGUUCUGGCCCAGUACGCGGCAGCCGGAAUUCUUGCCCGUACCGGUACCGGGGAAAGAUACUCGUCGGCGCAAUGCCGUCCGGCCACAACGCUCCGAAAGUUUGGCUUCGUUUGAAGUGGAAUUAUCGGAGCCGCCGAUAGAGUCUUUCGUAGAGCCGUUAAUACAGCAGGUGUAACACGACGCACCUUGGAUGGGGAGUUUUCCGUGCAGGGGUUGCGUAUCGAUUCGAAGACUGGAAAGAGAGUCCGGGACACAAC
This is a messenger RNA of Phaeodactylum tricornutum CCAP 1055/1, 1577 nucleotides long. RefSeq lists its product with no specific name. Gene Ontology annotation, molecular function: palmitoyltransferase activity. NCBI's taxonomy places the organism in Eukaryota, Bacillariophyta, Bacillariophyceae, Surirellales, Neidiaceae. The transcript is spliced from 4 exons. The record is from RefSeq and is a predicted model, not a curated record. The coding region runs from base 1 to 1434 and encodes 477 amino acids.